AUGGGUUUCCGCUUGCCUAGAAUUGUUUGUGCCAAGCAGAGGCUAACACGGACUCUUUCAUUUUCAGAGAACACACCAGUUUCCAAAGGCCACUUUGCUGUUUAUGUCGGAGAAGCUCAAAAGAAAAGAUUCAUUGUCCCAAUUUCAUUCCUAAAGGAUCCUUCCUUCCAGAAUUUGUUGAGUCAAGCUGAAGAAGAGUGUGGAUUUAAUCAUCCUAUGGGUGCUCUUACAAUCCCCUGCAACGAAGAAGCUUUCAUUGAUCUCACCUGCAGUCUGCAAAGCUCAUGA
Theobroma cacao (cacao) is the source of this 288-nucleotide messenger RNA. The record is from RefSeq and is a predicted model, not a curated record. NCBI's taxonomy places the organism in Eukaryota, Viridiplantae, Streptophyta, Magnoliopsida, Malvales, Malvaceae.